Molecule: messenger RNA, 4981 nt
Organism: Branchiostoma floridae (Florida lancelet)
Lineage: Eukaryota; Metazoa; Chordata; Leptocardii; Amphioxiformes; Branchiostomatidae
Product: tetratricopeptide repeat protein 17-like
Exons: 29
Coding region: 155-4201 (1348 amino acids)
Biological process (GO): actin filament polymerization
Cellular component (GO): cytoplasm; actin cytoskeleton
Molecular function (GO): protein binding
Source: RefSeq, a predicted model, not a curated record
UGCCACAUCGAUAUAACGUUUCACCCAUGCAUCUUUUGAGUGGCUGAAAGUCUUCAGACAAACAUAGGAGAGGUCUUGGAGAAAAGGCUCGUCACGUAGAAGGCGUAAAGCGUGCUGCAAAUAACUGAACAGGUGUUUUGUUUACCUACAUUUGAUGUUGACACACAGCAAGUCAGCUCAUGAAUAUUUAAUUAGCUUCGCCAAGAUGGCGACGGGGCCAUCCCUGUUGCUGGUCUGCCUGCUGUGGUGGGCAAGCCAGGCCCUUCUGGCCGCCGGCUGGACACACUGGGUCGUCACCGAGGACGGGAGGAUACAACAACAGUUUGAGUCUCCGCUGAACAUCAAACGGACGGAUGACCUGGUGAUGUUCAUGCGCCAGGCGGAACGGACGGAGCAGAUCUCACAGAUGCAGAAGGACCUCCUGGCGCAGAAAAUCCACAUAGAGGAGACCGAGGACAAGGAAACGAAUUUGGAGCAAACCUUUUAUAAAACCGAUCCAGACUGCCGUGCAGCUAAGCGACAGCUGACAGACUUUGACUUGUACAUCAGCACUGUGUUACCAUUGGAGAACAAAGGCAUUAGGUUGGAAGAUUACAUUAACAUCAGCAGGGAGGAGGAACAGCCUGCCAAAGUGCUCACCCCCAUCUGUUCAUCCAUAGUGGACCUACCCUACAGUAUCCAUAGUCUUGAACAUCUAGAGGGCAUACAGAAUAGGAAGAACCUGACUGGGUUACCUGAGCCAGGUCUGCGGAGUGCCCUGCCCAAGAAUGAGGACCUCGCCAAGCUGGGCCACUGGAUCGCUGAUGGCAUGGAGAAGAACCAGUCCUCCUGGGUGCUGUACAACCUGGCUGCCUUCUACUGGAGGAUCAAGGGAAAUGCCAACAACAUGAUCGAGUGUACCAGGCGUGCCUUGCACUACUCACCCAGGGAGCACCGAGAUGUAGCCCUACUGAACCUGGCCAACAUCCUCCACCGGGCGCGCUACUCCGAGGAGGCUGCUGUUGUUACACACGCCUCGCUGGACAUUUCUAGAGACUUCAACGUCAAAUACUUCCACCUGGGAAACGUCUAUGCUGUGUUAAGUGAGUACAACAGAUCGGUGGAGUGUUUCGACAAGACGAUUGAGCUACAGCGGGACUUUGAUGCUGCCAUAAAACGCCGCCAUGCCGUGCUGUGCCACUUCAAACUGGAGAAGGCUCUUGAGGCUCAACACAGAUCCCUGGAGCGAACCCUGAGUGAACUGAAGGAUUACCAGCGGCUGCACGAGGUGUACCUGGAGCAGAUCUCCACGCGCGACAACCAGCAGUCCCAGCGUGCACUGCAGUUCGAGUCCCACCUACAGUACCAGCGACAAGGUAUCCGCGAGGGGCGGCUGGAAGAAGACCAGCAGCAGUGCACCAUGAAGAUGGAGUACGGGAAGCAGAUCGUCGUCUGUAACUUCAGCAUCAUCCCGCCCAAGGUCAAGGACACCCCAGUGCUGAGUGAGAGAAAGCCACCCCUGCCAGCUCAGCCCCUCCCCCCACACGGGUCUGCAGUCCUGCCGGACACCCCUCCUGUAGGCACACCCACCCCAAACUCUGUACCUCCUGCAGACAAGGCUAGUGAUAAACUAGCUUAUGACCAGUAUAGGGACCCCCUGUGGCCCAGUCGAGAGGACUGUGAGGCUAAGGUCCAGCGGCUGCCGGGGUGGAACGAGUUCCCCACCACCUACCUGCCUCCGGAGAACAAGGGGUUCCAGAUGCAUGAGUUGUUGAAUGAAGCUGUACAGCUGACAGAGGAGGAGGAGCACUCCCUCCCCUGGUACAAACCGGUCUGCACCACAGUUGUCAACCUCCCCUACACACAGACUGCCUACGAUCACGUGGACGGGGUCGGAAAACGGGAGAAACUUCCCAAAAAGGUCCUGGACAACAAUAUGAAAGCGGCUUGGCGGCAGCAUGCCACCCUGGGUACAAGAUCAGAGGGUGAGAUUGAUUGGUCAGAAAGUGAACGGGAGCUGGGAAGGAGAGUGGAUCUGGCCCUGCGCAAGAAAGCGGAACCCCUCUGGACACUGUUUAACCUGGCAGGUCUGUACUGGCGCGUGGCGGGGAACCCCUACCAGGCCAUCGAGUGCAUACGGCGGGCGCUGCACUUCGUGCCGUCACAGUACACGGACGUGCCGCUGGUCAACAUGGCGAAUGUGCUGCACCAGAUCGGGAAGGUGGACGACGCCAUCACGCUGCUACACGAGGCCCUGCGCUUCAACGACACAGAGCCCAUCACCCACUUCACCCUGGGCACGGCCAAGGCAGCCAAGGGGCAGAUGGAGCAGGCCAUGGAGUCCCUGGAGACGGCCCUGGACAUUGACCCGUCCUACACGGCAGCCUUCGAGACCCUGCGGAUCCUGCGCUGCUACAAGAAGUUCUACAACGUGCGCCCGCAGGAGAAGUCUCCCGCCGUCAACAGGAUCAUUCCCUGCCAGCAUGUUGUUCAACACAACACACCGCAGUGCAAGCAGCAGUGCCGGCCGCCCAUGGUCCUGGCGCCUGGCGAGGCCCUCUGUAUCCUGCCGCACAACGGCCCACACGUACAAUGGCCCGCACGUCCGCAGUGUCAGAAACCCGCCUGUCAGAAGUGUAACCAACCCAGGAACGGUAAACCACCGGAGCCGGCGCCAGCCUGCAUGGGGGUGGGGGUGAUCACAGGACCCGCUAAAUAUGCAAAGGAAGAAAACAAUGCCAGUGUUGACACCAAGCACAGUGAUAAGGGGGAUGAAGAGGACAAAGAGGAGGACAGUAGUGGGGAGGAGCAGGACAAUGGUGGGGAGGAGGAGGAAGGCAAAACUGAGGAAGUGGGAGUGGGAACAGAAGAGGAGACAGCUGCUACAGAACAGGAUACAGUAGAGGAGUCUACACAGUUGACCAGUGAUGAUUUAGAGGAAGAAGAGGAGGUGAUAGAAGCUGUUGUAGAUGCAGAGUUUGUGGAGGACGGCACCCCAGUGGACAUGGAGUCAGACGAGUCCAGCAUCCAACUGGACCUCACACCGGAAGGACCAAAAGGAACAAUCAAAUUACUGGAAACCUUGUUGGGUAUGGAGGAAGGGAUGCACUGUGAGGAGGGAAAAACAAUGAACGUUCACGGAUUUCGCAUCUUGGACCAAUCAGAAACUCUGGUGGAUCAAGGGGACCCUAACUCACAUUGGAUCACAGUGCAGGUGAAGGCCUCUGAUCUGGAUCAGGAUCUGCUACAGAUGGGCGUGGUCAACUUCGAGGGGACGGUGGAUCUGGACACACUGAAGGAGGAACUGAACAUUGCUGAGAACGAUGCAGACAACCUGCUGGUGGGAGAGUCCUGUGAUGAUAAGAACGUGGCUGUUCUCCAGGACUCUGCACCCAGUCCUGCUUUACCAGUCAACGGGCCCAAGAUCCCUGCUGCUAACCCUGCCCCCAUGGUAAAGACCCAUGCAUCUCCAGGCUGGCCGACGCCCGACGACUGCCGCGGCAUCAAGAAGAUCAACAUACAUACUUUCACAAGCACAUGGCUCUCAGUUACUGCUAAAGAUGUCAACAUCCAUGAUCACAUCAACUUCAAAUCCAAACUGUCAGGCCCCCUUGUGGAGCCUGUGUGUACUGCAGAUGUUGUCAGUAUGCACACCCUGGACCACCUGGAUGGUGUUGCCAACAGAUCCUCUAUUAACUACGGGCCUGAACUGGGACUGAAGGAAGUUCUCCAGAUGGUUGGUGGUGACAUGCAGCAGGCAGAGGAAGUAGGAACACGGAUAGCAAAAGCUCUAGCAAAGAACCAAACGUCCUGGAUCCUGCUCAGCAUGGCGGCGCUGUACUGGCGUGUGGAAGGGAACGGUGACAGGGCGAUAGACUGCCUGCGCCAGGCACUACACUUCUCCCAACACAGAAUGAAGGAUGUUGCGCUGAUUGGAAUGGCAAACAUUUUCCACCGGACGGGCCUGUGGCACGAUGCGCGCGUGGUGGCCCAGAUGGCGGUCGAGAUUGCUCCUCACCUUGUUGUCAACCACUUCACACUUGCCAACAUUUAUGCUGCUAUGGGUGACAUUGACAAGGCACUGAAGUACUACGAGAUGACAGUUAUCAUCCAGGGAGAGUUUGCCCCCGCCAUGGAGCGCCUCCGAACGCUGCAGUGCAACAUCCUCAUGAAGAGACAGAGGGAAGCAGAGAAGGACCAACAGAAGGACGCCCGAGGAUAGCAGACAUCAAUGCAGAUGCAUGUACAAUAGGGACAGAAACCCAUAUGCUGAAAAGCCACCUGGCAUACGGUCAAACAUCGUGUAGUAAUUUGCAGACAUGAAAAAACACUUUUAAGCUUUUUUCUAAGGCCAGUACUCAGUUCAUCAGAAUUAUAAUGCACAGUAAAAUCCUGACUUACAGGCAAAGGUUUGUUGGGAAAGACUUCUUUGCAUUUCAUCUUACAAAUGCAGAUGCAGAAGAACAUAGAGGUCUUCCCCACAGGUUUCAUUUCUUCUGUUUCGUAAGCUGUCAAUCAAAGCAAGGACAAUUUCCAAUCAGUGAAGCAAGGCAUUUGACAUCUUGUCCAUCACAGUAAUGUAUGCCAGUCACAGUGAGUAACAGAUGAAAGGCUUUGCGUCACUCUUUCUGCAAGCUGCCACAGGAUAUGGCCAGUCUAGUAGCAAGAAAAGGCUUCUGUUAAUGUAUGGGUCUCAUUUUUGUAAAAAAGAUAUAAAAGACAUUCAGGGGAUACUAACUUUUUAAGAGAUGGUGUCUUUGCAGUAAGAAUUUGGUGCAUCUAUGUCAUGUUUUUUUCACAUGAGCAAAUCUCAGUGUGUUACAAAGCCACCAAAAAGUGUGACGAUUAUUCAUACAGUAACUGUAUUUUCUUAUCCAUGUGGGUUUUAUCAGGUUAUUAUGUUAUUUCUAAGGAGGGAUUGAGAGAGUAUAAGGUCAGGGGUGAAAGAGCAAAGUGAGGUCACAGCUAUGUACAUUGGGUGCAAUAAAAGAAUAUUCAAUGA